Messenger RNA from Epinephelus moara (kelp grouper), 4690 nucleotides. RefSeq names its product phosphatidylcholine:ceramide cholinephosphotransferase 2-like. The record is from RefSeq and is a predicted model, not a curated record. Gene Ontology annotation, biological process: sphingomyelin biosynthetic process; ceramide biosynthetic process. Gene Ontology annotation, molecular function: sphingomyelin synthase activity; ceramide cholinephosphotransferase activity. NCBI's taxonomy places the organism in Eukaryota, Metazoa, Chordata, Actinopteri, Perciformes, Serranidae. Bases 486 to 1631 code for a protein of 381 amino acids. The transcript is spliced from 7 exons. Gene Ontology annotation, cellular component: endoplasmic reticulum membrane; Golgi membrane.
GGGCGCGCUCACAGUAAAUGAGGAGGACGCGCGAGGUGAAGGAGGAGAAGGAGGAGGAGAAGUUUUGUGGAGACGAUAAAGUGACCAGCUGUGACCCGGAGACGUGAAACUCUUCAGUCUAAAGAGGUUUGUGCUGAAUCCCCGUGAUCGACCAAUCACCUCCCUUCUGUGUGACCUCACCAGUGUACCUCCUCAUAUUGAUCAGGUCAUUGAUCUGCCAGUCAGUGAUCCUGGACUUAUGAUCACCGCCUGAACAACGAGACUCUGCUGCUGGAAAACUGAUUCCUGUUAUUGAUCGCUGAGUCAGAGCAGUCGACACCUAGUGAAGGAGUAUUUAUGAAACCCAAACCUCCAGAGACACUGAAGCUUUGGUUGUCUAGUUCAGCUCAUUUUUAUUGGUCAGCUGACUCAUUACAAAGCCUGUGAUUGGUUGGUGAAUCAGAGAAACUGCUCCUUAUUGGUCAGAGGAUCCAGCCAACCGACCGAUGGCAGCGUCAGAACUGAUCCAGGGCGAUGACGACAUCCGCCCCCAUGUGGAAGUUAACGUGACCACAACGGAUCCUAACACACCUCCGAGGGUUGCCAACGGUAACCCGCCCCGCCACGCCUCCUUAGCACCAAACGCCACCGACGCCCAUGACGGCAAGAAGAAGCAGGAGUGCAGCAAACUGAGCAGCCUGUUGAAACAGAACCAGCUGAUCCACUCCCUGAGCAGCGGACUGAGGCGACACUGCGACUACGUCAAGAUCACCGUGCCCGAGGAGCGCGCCAACCGCCUCCCCAAGGAGUGGUGGAAGACAGGCGUGGCGUUCCUCUACGCCCUGUUCAACCUCGUCUUCACCACCGUCGUCAUCACCAUUGUCCACGAGCGGGUGCCGGACAAGUCGGUGAGCCCGCCACUGCCCGACAAGUUCUUCGACUACGUGGACCGAGUUCCCUGGGCCUUCACCGUCACCGAGGUCAAUGGGCUGAUCCUGGUCGGACUCUGGCUCGUCCAGUGGAUCUUCCUCAAACACAAAGCCAUCGUGGGCCGCCGCUGUUUCUUCCUCAUCGGGACGCUCUACAUGUAUCGCUGCGUCACCAUGUACAUCACCACCCUGCCAGUGCCUGGAAAACACAUGGUCUGCGCUCCGAAGCUGUACAACGACUCCACGGGGAAAAUCUGGAGGAUUUUGAGGCUGAUCUCAGGAGGAGGUUUGUCUCUGACUGGAUCUCACCUGAUGUGUGGUGACUUCCUGUACAGCGGUCACACCGUCAUGUGCACACUGUCCUACCUCUUCAUCAAAGAGUACUCUCCUCGGUGGAUGUGGUGGUAUCACUGGUUCUGCUGGUUGCUCAGCGCCUCGGGAGUCAUCUGCAUCCUCAUCGCUCACGAGCACUACAGCAUCGACGUGGUGAUCGGAUACUUCGCCACCACCAGGAUCUUCUGGUGGUACCACACCAUGGCCAACACACAUGCGCUGCGUCAGGCUCCGAACAACUACCUGUCCAGGACGUGGUGGAACCCCAUCUUUAACUUCCUGGAGAAGAACGUUCAGACGACGGUUCCCAUCGUGUUCGCGUGGCCGGUGGCGCUGCCGUCCUCCUGCAGACAGCGGUACAGGAUGGUGGAGGGCGGCAGGGACGAGUGAGGACAGGUGGGGGAGGAUGGGGGACGGAGGUCGGGGGAGGGAAGACAAUCAACCUGAGCUGAAACAUAAUCUGUCCUGACUCCUGGAUGAGAGGACGUUUAACAUGGGUUUAUUUAUUAGAGGCAGUAUUUCCUGCUCUCUCCUGCGUACGGAGGAAGACACUGACAGGAGGACAUCACGUUUACAUUGUCGUCAGCGCCUGGUAUUUAUUAUCGGCGUGUUUAAUCCCCAAAUGUGUAACAAUGCAGUUCAUCUUCCUCCAGAAACUAAACCGACAAGUUCAGACACAGGUGUGUGAACAUACAGAGGAGGUAUGAAGACGUACUGUCGACUUAAAGUCACAAGACGUUUGACAGUUAGUUUCAGUGCCGGAUGCUUCUUACUCGCCGUCCUCCAUCAGAUCUUUGGAAACAUCAGAUUUCUCUGCUACUUGAUUUUUCUGUUUUGUUGCUGGGAGGUGUAAACACUGUUGGGUUUUCUUGAGUUGUUCGCAGCAGGUUACGAGGCGAGGCUUCGGCGUUUUCACUGACAUGAUGUCGAUGUUUGCAGCGCGUUAAAGUGUUUGAGCGUUCAAGUAAAAACACUUUAUGAUACAGUUUUAUUCUGGCUUUCAUUGGACGUUCCUCGCCGUGCUUCUUUGUGUCUGCAGCACAUUAUUUUUGAUCCAUUCACGACACUGUUUGAUCUAAUUUAAGGUUCCAGGUGCCAUAGAAGUUUCCAAACGUGCCAGUAUAACUAAACUACCAAGCUAGAAACUGUCUGGGAGUGCGUCUAUGUGGACAAGCAGCUGUGACACCAGUGUUAUCAUUCACACACCUGCCUGUGUUAAGAAAUAUUUCCACUAGGAGGCAGAUUAGAGCCGAAUCAUCCUGAUUCACGACAGAAUAUCUCCCAGGAGAACUUCCAGUUUUGCAGAAACAGAAUAAAACAUGGUGAUAAAACUCUGGUUUACUUUUUUGACUGUUUCAGCGUGUCCUGCAGAAUCACCUGAAAAGCUCAGCGUGCUAACAUGAAGAAGUUUGGGCAGCAAAACAGCAGAAAAUGAAAAGUUAUCUCAUUGUUUUCUCACCCAAAAAUGUCUGAUACUAAUAUGAAGACAAAACCUGAAUUUCAGUGCCAGUACCAAAAAAGAAAAGAUACUUUUACGUUUUUUAUUUGACACAAGAAGCCAAUUGUUGUGAUGACGUUCUGUAGUCUCAUUGAGACACUUUUUUUAAGACACAUAAAAGCUUCUAAAUUCACAGUGGCGUAUUUACGGACGUGUUCUGUGUCGUAGAACAAGCUUGUGUUAAUCACAGACCUUAUUUCAGACAUGUAACCAAAAACACACUGACUUUGAGACGAGGGAACAGUGAGUGCUAACAUGCUAACAUGCUAACUCAUUUCCGGGUUUUAUGACUUAUUUCUAUGGCAGUCGAUUAUUUAUUUUUGGUUAAUAAAUUAGCUAAAAUGUUUGACCAAAGCUAAACUGCUCACUAACUAAUCUUCUUAAGACUAACAUCAGUUGGGGCUAAAUUAUUUUGGAAGUGAACGAUUGCGUCACUGAAUUGGGUGCAGUUAGCUACACUUUAGCGCAUUAUCAUAAACAGUUGUUUUAACAGUAAUGGAACCGAACUAAAAACAUCCAAAAUAUCCACAAACCACAACUGUUAGAUCUCCUAGCGAAGAAAAAUUAGACUACAUGUUGAAAUAGUGAAAAUAUUUCUGUCUGUCUGGUUCAUAAGCUAGCUAGAGAGUCGGAACAUUAGAUUAAUUGCUAGCGACUUAGCAUUUUUAGGGUAACUUAAUGAAAGGUAACUGUACCACCUCCCAGCACAGAUUUUUUUUUAUUUUAAGAGUGAGAUUAGUAGUUAACCACUGUGUGCUUUGCUGGCUAGCUUCUACUAGCUAGCAACGUCCUCAUUAGAGUGAAAAGAAAACAGGAAAUUAGUAGUUAUAUCUUCGUUAUCUUGUCUUCGGAUUAGGUCUAGAUAUUGCAAAAAAAGAAGAAAAAAAAUUUGAUACUAGUGCAGAAACAACCUGGAUUUAAAUGCCAUUGCCAAAGAAAAAAUAAGAUUUUUUUUUAAAGGCCAAUUUGGCUAAAUUUUGCAUUUUGCAAAAAUGUUUGACCAAAGCUAAACUGAUCGCUUCAGUUAGCAACGCUUUUGUUGCAUUACAACCAAAAAAACUUUUUAGGAUAUGACAUUCCGUAAAAGUUAAAUGUACGAUCUCGUAACAAAGAAAAAUGAGACUGCAUGUGUAAAUAUUAACUUUCUGACUGUUCGGCUUGUAAGCUAGCCAAAGGUUUAGGACACAAGCUAAAUUGCUAACAACUUAUCAGAGCAAACUCUAGUCUUGAGAGUGAUCACUGACUAAACUGGGUGCAGAUAGCCACAUGCUAACCACAAAAAACAGUUUGCAUCCAUGAAAGGUAAAUGUCCCGACAAAAUGUUUUAUAGGUAUUGAUAUUAAAAAUUAUGAGAGCGCAGUUUGUGAGAUAUGCUGCCUUCAGAUGGGGUCGUGGCAUCCAUGUUGCUGAUGCCCAGCUGCAGUAUUCUCACAACUCAGUCUCUUGAAUGCCAAGUUAUUUGUGUACACGACUUCCCACUUCGCUCGUAACCACGAACUCACGAGUUCCACGUAAAGGCAACAUUAGCCGGACAGUUGCUAGCAAACGUCUAGUAGCUCAAGUUAACAUUGAAAAUGCUAACUUCAGUUGGGUCCUCCUCAGUGUGAGGUCAUGGUUAUAUUUAUUGAGUAUUGUAAAUUUCUUUCUGUGCUCAGUUAUUGAUGUUUUCAAGUCAAUAUGCGACACAUUUUUUUAACCGUGGUCUUAAUUUUACGUCUUUUUUUAUUUUAUUUUUGUGUGUGAAAUGAAUCCGUGAAACAUCUUCCACGAAAACUCCCUGAAACUGCUGCUGAAUUAAAGUCGGAUUAAUGAAGAUCAAUGUUCCAUAAAGUUCCAUAAAAGUUACUGACGAGUGUUUCCUGAUGUUCCAUGUUUAUUAAAAGUUCAUUAAAAAGUUGACCUGAAGAAAAUGUCACAAUCAGACGGUUGCUUUGAUAAUAAAAGAUUUAUU